AUGGAGGCACUCAAGCGGAAAUUCAUCAAAUACGCCCCUCCCGUGCCGCCCUUGCCCCAGCUGGAGCCAGGGACCAAGACGUACAAGGUCACAUGGACGGCGGCCGGCCUGACCGUGGCCGGUGACACCCGGCUGUCGUAUGAGAUCAAGCACGUCACGGGCUUUUUCUCCUCGGGCCCGGAGUUUACCCUGCUCUCGCUGGACGGCGCCCAAGAGCCCGCCGCCGCCACGGUCAUCGGCACCUUUGACUGGGCCAUGUCAGGCAAGGUCAAGAUGCGGUUCCCGUCGCGCGACGUCGACAUCACCUACCGGCCCCUCAAUGGUAGCUUCGAGGCCCACGGCGGUCUGGGCCGCCUGCAGUGGCUGGCCACGGGGAUGGACGGGUACGAGGCAUCGUGGAGGCUGUCGGAUGCCGAGGGCCGUGUCCUGUCCCUCGUCGAUGUGCACGGCUCCGGCGAGAUGGGCACCAUAGAGAUUCUCACCGUGGACCUGCCGCGCGAUGCCUUCGAGGAGGUCCUGCUCAGCUCGCUGGUACAGAUCGAAGACAACCGCAGGAUGUGGAGGAAUUCGCGGAAAAGCAUUAUUGCAGUCGGCGUUUCGAGCGCCGGUCUGGCUGCGGGUUCGCUUUCCUGA
Molecule: messenger RNA, 633 nt
Organism: Thyridium curvatum
Lineage: Eukaryota; Fungi; Ascomycota; Sordariomycetes; Thyridiales; Thyridiaceae
Exons: 1
Coding region: 1-633 (210 amino acids)
Source: RefSeq, a predicted model, not a curated record